UGGACGCCGCGCCAAAUUAUGAUGAUUUGAUUGAGAAUAAUUGAAGAAAUGAUGUCGGACUUGACAGACGAAUAUAUGCAUUAUUAUCAGUCCCUCUCGUUUCAGUUUGAUGAGGUAGAUUCUUUUGAAAAAUGCAGCAUUAAAAGAAAAUGUCUUGCGCAAAGUUUCAAAACAUCCGUCACCAUGUCUUCCAAUGAAACAACAUGCACCAUACUAGAAGAGCAAUUGCAAGAAUAUGCAAAAUUGGUUGACAAUCAGGAUGAUGAUGACGUUAAUAACUAUGCAAAGCCCAUUGAGGCUCUCACAGCACGUGCUAAAAUUGAAAGCUUCCAGUGGAAAAGUGACCUAAAGGAUGCACAAUCAAUCUUGAAUAGGAUGCUUGUUCCACUUGACUGCAGUGGUACAUUAGAGUGUCAGGCUGCCAGAGUAACAGAUAGUGACAUAAAGAUGCUGGGAUCAGCCCUGAAGAAGAACUGGAACAAAAAUUCAGUGCCCAGUACGUCAUCCCACAAUGGAUCGGCAACUGGUUUGCGGAAUAAUAAUCAGCAAUAUUUGGGGUCUGAUUUACCCGUAGAGGUAGAAGAUAGCUUUAAUGCUAAUCGUGGCAACUCAUUAUUACAUUCUAACUUGAAGCAAGCACCAAUCCCCAACCACCCUUUGUUCCAAAAACAAGAAACAGGUGUGUGGAUGCCAGGCAGGCAAAAUCUGCCAGGUGUAGGUUUCCCAGACACUGUUGAUGUCAAAAAAACUAUGCAGAGCAGAAUGUCAGCAGCAGUACCAAAAUUUAAUCCGCAGAAAGAUGUGGUUUGGGGUCCAUCAGUGCAUCAGAGGGAUACACUUCCUUCAUCCACAUCAUCUACUAAUCAAUCAAAUAUCUUCAGGCAAGAGAAGAAAGGUUACAGUAAUUUUGAUGAAGGGAACCAACAUCAAAACACAGCUUUUCAUACUGCUAGAGAAGAACUGAGCCUUCAGAAUCAGAAGAAGUGGGGUUCUGGCAGAUGUGGCAGUGCCUCAUCAAUGGAACAGCAGCCAUCCUAUGCCUAUGGUGCUCAGAAACGGUCCCUUGGCACUCGACGUGGUGUUAUGAACAAAUUUAUUCCUCCAAUAAGAAAUGAAGAAGGAGAUAUGCUGGAAAGGCAUCCAAGAAAUGAUUAUAACCAGGGAAUGGUACAAGAAGAGGAUGAAAGACUGAAAAACAUUGACCCGAAAAUGAUUGAGUUAAUACGAAAUGAAAUUAUGGACUGUGGAGCCCCUAUCACAUGGGAUGACAUAGCUGGACUUGAAUUUGCAAAGUCUACAAUCCAGGAAAUUGUUGUCUGGCCUAUGCUCAGACCUGAUAUCUUCACUGGUCUGCGUAGGCCACCAAAAGGGAUUCUUCUGUUUGGACCACCUGGUACAGGCAAAACACUUAUUGGUAAAUGUAUUGCUUCACAAUCACGUUCAACAUUCUUCAGUAUAAGUGCAUCUUCCCUGACAUCAAAGUGGAUUGGUGAAGGAGAAAAAAUGGUUAGAGCUUUGUUUGCUGUGGCGAGGUGUCAUCAACCAUCUGUUGUCUUCAUAGAUGAAAUUGACUCUCUGUUAAGUCAAAGAAGUGAGACUGAACAUGAAAGCUCUCGGCGCAUAAAAACUGAAUUCCUUGUUCAGCUGGAUGGUGCUGCAACUGGAGAAGAAGAUCGUAUAUUAGUUAUAGGGGCAACAAAUAGGCCUCAGGAACUGGAUGAGGCAGCGCGCCGCAGACUUGUGAAACGUCUUUACAUUCCGCUGCCCGAGUUUCAGGCAAGGAAGCAAAUUGUGGAACGUCUUAUGUCAAAUGAGAAACAUUGCUUAUCACCCGCUGAAGUAAAUGAAAUUUCAUCACUAACAGAGGGGUACUCAGGAGCAGACAUGAAAAAUCUUUGUCAGGAAGCCUCUCUUGGACCUAUUAGGUCAAUGAAUUUCCUACAUAUUGAAAACAUUACUUCAGACCAGGUUCGGCCCGUGACUGUAGAGGAUUUCAAGACUGCCUUAAGGAGGGUAAGAGCUAGUGUUUCACAGACAGACCUGAUACAAUACGUGACAUGGGAUAAACAGUAUGGAUCAGGAGGCCCAAUAUGAGGUUUUUGUGAGAAUUAUUAAUUGAGGCUGAAUACAAACUUUGUUUGUCCAGUUUCCAUGAGAGCGGAAAUAUGUUAUUGUGUUUGGUACAAGCAAACACAAGGUUUUAACAUAAAUAAGCUAUUUUGUAAGCUGAGAAAUAGCUUAUGUGGAUAUGUUAGUUUUGUUACUUAUUAAGGCAUAACAGAAAAAUUUCUGUGUCUCAGUUUCGAGUCAAAGGAUAUAUGUUUUCUUGUUGAAAUAGCAAUGGUUAUCAUUCUGCUAUUUUGAAAAUUUGUUA
Messenger RNA from Schistocerca americana (American grasshopper), 2374 nucleotides. RefSeq names its product fidgetin-like protein 1. The transcript is spliced from 12 exons. NCBI's taxonomy places the organism in Eukaryota, Metazoa, Arthropoda, Insecta, Orthoptera, Acrididae. The record is from RefSeq and is a predicted model, not a curated record. Gene Ontology annotation, molecular function: ATP hydrolysis activity; microtubule severing ATPase activity; ATP binding. Bases 49 to 2094 code for a protein of 681 amino acids.